AUGUCGGACUCGAACACCAGCAGCGUUUCACGCCCAACAUCGCCAAGAACUGCCCUUCCAGAUACCGUACGGCAGUAUCGAUUCAACUGGGAUCCUGCAUCACGACAACCUGGCCCAGAAAGUGUCUCGGGAACGACGACGGACGGCAGAGGCCCAGAUUACUUUAAUACCAUCCCACGCCUUGGUCACCUCAACCUCAACUCUUCGACAGCGACCUUGUCGUUCGGGGCGUUACCCGCUGAGUGGAGUAGCUCAAAACAUGGAUUUCACGCAAUCUCUACUGUUCUCAACAAUCCUCACAAACAACAAGCUCCGCCUAAGGCACAUUCAGCAUUACCUGCAGUUCCUCCAGCAGAGCUACCUCGAGUUCGCAGGAAGGAUUUCGACCCUUACCUUUGUGCGAUAAGUUCAGAAUGGGAGCGUUUCGAGAAUGCCCACCAGCCAGAAGCCGGUCCUUCGACACCUCGCCCUCCAUUUUCCCGUGCAUCAUCAUACCCCACAAAUGCCAAAUCAUUCCCUUCCUUAGAUUCUGUUCCUGCGGUUUUCUUCGAAUCUAAUUUUAACUUGGCGGACCCGGGGACCUUUGCUACUGUCACAGAACAGGAUGGUCAAGACCCAGAUGUGGAUCCAACAGCACUCGCACAUUCUCUCCCCCUUCUCGACAAGUUCUCUCACUACGCGGACACCAUCGAACUUCAUCUCACCCACGAAAUAUCUCUUCGUUCGUCGUCUUUUUUUGCUGCGUUGUCCAACCUUCAUCAUCUCCAGUCCGAGUCUUCCUCCUGUUUGUCUCAAAUUUCGCGCCUACGAGAACUUCUGCAGGAUGUUGACAAUGACAUGGCAAAGAAGGGUCUGGAAGUCGUCGAGAUGGAAAAGGAGAAGAGUAACCUAAAGAAGAUCAACGAUGGAAUAGAGGGUAUCAAGGGAAUUGUGGAGGUUUCUGCGAUGGCCCGCCAGCUCAUUAGCGAAGGUCAGUGGGGUGACGCCUUGGACAUCGUGGAUGAUCUGGAGCGCACAUGGGCAGCAGAGGAGACACACCUGGAAAAAAAUGACGUCUCGAAAUCUGUACCAUUGACACCAGUAAACGGACGAUUAUCUCCUUUACCUGCAACGCCUGAAGAGACAUUAGAAGCGCCAGAGACGCCAGAAAUGCUUCCCGGGAAACCGCUAUCAAAUCGACAGUCACUCGCCAUCCCCCUCGCCUCUCUGCAAGCCUUCUCAGCACUCCCUGGCCAUCUUCGAAGCCUCACCAUGGAAAUAGUGUCUUCACUUUCCAACGACUUUUCCUCAACGCUUCGCGAAGAUCUACUUGGUAGAAUUGAUGUGAACGAGGGCGGUUCCCCUCGCCAGAUGAAUGAGGCACUGAAAGAUAGGCUAAGUCUUCUGUUAGAGGGUCUUGUCAGAACCAAAGGUCUUCGGCAAGCAACAUCGUCUUGGAGGAACGGUGCUUUGAGCGAGGAUUUUUCUGCUAUUGGUGGGGAAAGUGACACUGCUCUGACGUCGGACAGACGUCCUCGGAAUGGAUCUGAACCUCGUGCUGGUCUAGGCAAUCAUCUUCGAGAAAUGACACACCUAGAUUUCAUGAAGAUUCUGCAUGCUACAUUCAAAAGCCUCCUUAGAGCUAUCGAAGGUCUCCAGACCCAAGGAACAGUAAUAGGCGAGGUACUCGAGGCUAUUUACAAGUUGAAAUAUCAGUCUAGUCCGGAUCCCAGCGUCCAGAGCGAUUUGAUAGACAUCCUUGGUUCCGUAACAGAGCUCGCUCACGUCAUGGUCGCCAAAGUCAUUUCUAUUCGAUCAGAGCCACAUACUUCGUUGCCGCUCCACGAGUUUUGGGAGUUUUUCAACGAGACAUGGUCGUUCGUAAUUGGAUGUGAGGUAAUUUGCCGCCGAAUGGUGGUUGGGCUAAGAGGUGUCGUGGUUGGACAAGGGAAGGCAUUCCUUCAAGCGUUUCACCAGACUCGGCUGACACAGUCCGCAAAACUCGUGGAAGAUGAACAAUGGAAUCCUUGCGAUGUUCCUCUGCCUCUGCAGCAUCUUGCCGACCUUUUGGUUGAUUCGGCAGUGAAGGAUUCUCCUGAAUUGGUUAUACAGCCUCCGCAACCCGAAAGCACUCCCGCUUCUCCGUCUAAAUCAGCUGCCAACGGUAUCAAAUCAUUCUUUUCUUCCUCUCCUAUGAAGACGCUAGUAGCAUCGUCAUCAAGCUCGUCAUUCUUGGCUGGUGGAUCCCACAAGCAUCUCCAUAUUGAGGAUCGAGCUUACUUUACGGUAUAUGCUACCUCCGAGGUGCUAUAUUUACUCUUGGACUACGUCAAGGUGAUAGUAAAUUUUGGCAUGCUCGUCACGGACACUAUGAGCCGAGUGAUUGAAUUCCUCAAGGCGUUCAAUUCGCGAACAUGCCAGGUUGUACUAGGGGCCGGUGCAAUGAGAUCGGCCGGGCUAAAGAACAUCACGGCCAAACAUCUAGCCUUAGCCUCACAGUCACUGUCGAUCAUGAUAGCUCUCAUUCCAUAUGUUCGUGAAACAUUUAGACGUCAUUUGAGCUCUAAGCAAGCUGUUAUGUUGGUGGUGUUUGACAAGUUGAAGAGAGAUUAUCAAGAGCAUCAGAAUGAGAUUCAUGCCAAGCUCAUCGCGAUUAUGGGUGAGCGACUAUCUGCUCACAUCAAGUCUCUUCGGGCUCUGGAUUGGAGCACUCUGAAAGAAGGGGGGGGCGCCAACGAAUAUAUAGUAGUCUUGACUAAGGAAACGGUCACAUUGCACAAAGUGCUGUCUCGCUAUUUGUCGACAAAUGUCGUUCAAGAUGUCAUGACGCAAGUCUUCGCAGCAGUCAAUCAUCGAUUAUCGGAAGAGUACACUAAACUCGAGCUGCCACACGCCGCGGCCAAAACGAGGCUCCUCGCAGAUGCCAGGCAUUUUUACCAGAAGAUCGCUGAGCUUAAGAAUGUCGGAGUCCCGAGUAAUAUGCUGGAGGUAGUCAUUUCGGAGAAGAGUCUGCCUCGGCCGACUGUCCCUUCAACACCUGCAAGAAGCGAUUCUUUGGCAGUGAAUUCUGCGGCAUGGGGGUCAAGCACGAAUCUUCGGCUGAAGGGUCUGCUUUCUGGGAGAGGAAGCUCGUUCGAUAAAGUACCGCCUAUACCGACAUCAGCAUCCACACCUCCGCCAUCGAACGAAAUCAACGGAACUAAUAAAUCAGGGAUAAACGGUCGGGAAUUGCCCUUACCCCCACCUCCAAUUCAAGAAGAAGGGGCAGGUGGUGAUCCCCCUUCUUCUGGCUUCAAACAAAUAGAAGUAUGUGAACCUGGAGCUUCAGAGUCCGCCGGACCACAGUCUGGACCGCAACAGGAGGAUGAGGGCGGUCAGGUAUCUACUCCACCAACUCAAUCACCCCCUUCCGAAGCCCCUUCCGAAGCGACAACAUCUUCCGAGGAAAUUCGGACAAUGGCGACUUCAGUGCCAUCAGAAGGGCAGGGGCCCUCCCCUCCAACUUUAGAUGGGCCAUCUGAUUCGUCCCUCUCCAAGGAUGAUGUUCCUGCAGAGAUAAUUCAGAAUCCUCGGGUAGACGGCAGUAUACCACCUGCAUCCGCUUCUGAAGCUGUACAUUCUGCAUCAUGA
Molecule: messenger RNA, 3609 nt
Organism: Guyanagaster necrorhizus
Lineage: Eukaryota; Fungi; Basidiomycota; Agaricomycetes; Agaricales; Physalacriaceae
Product: Vps54-domain-containing protein
Exons: 11
Coding region: 1-3609 (1202 amino acids)
Biological process (GO): retrograde transport, endosome to Golgi; Golgi to vacuole transport
Cellular component (GO): GARP complex
Molecular function (GO): syntaxin binding
Source: RefSeq, a predicted model, not a curated record